AUGACCCACGACGCCGUUUGGUUCUCCCGCCCUCGCAAGUACGGAAAGGGCAGCCGUCAGUGCCGCCUCUGCGCGCAUCAGGCUGGUCUCAUCCGCAAGUACGGCCUUGACCUCUGCCGUCAGUGCUUCCGUGAAAAGUCUGCUGCCAUCGGGUUCAACAAGACACGAUGA
Molecule: messenger RNA, 171 nt
Organism: Fibroporia radiculosa
Lineage: Eukaryota; Fungi; Basidiomycota; Agaricomycetes; Polyporales; Fibroporiaceae
Exons: 3
Coding region: 1-171 (56 amino acids)
Biological process (GO): translation
Cellular component (GO): ribosome; cytosolic small ribosomal subunit
Molecular function (GO): zinc ion binding; structural constituent of ribosome
Source: RefSeq, a predicted model, not a curated record